Messenger RNA from Dibothriocephalus latus, 1062 nucleotides. NCBI's taxonomy places the organism in Eukaryota, Metazoa, Platyhelminthes, Cestoda, Diphyllobothriidea, Diphyllobothriidae. The record is from the annotation of a GenBank genome assembly.
AUGCAACCAUGCCCUGAGUGUCCUCUCGUCUCCUACCUCGAGACCGAUAGUGGCCUCCUCUUGGAGCGGCCACUCGUGAGGAGAAAACGUAACCUGGAAGCAGCCUUGGACGUGAACCACGAAGAAGAGGCGGCCGAUCAACCCUCAGCAAAACAACAACAAUCCCGCGAAACUCAUGAAGUCUCCCGCCUGCGUCUCUUUGACCAGCCACCGCUGGGAUUUCCACUCCUCCUCCUCCAACCCCCCACCACGAGAGGUACAAUCAGCAAGAACGGACAGUGGGUUCCCUUCAGUGCUUUGCGUUGCGUCACCCUUGACCCCGAAGGGCGACAUGGGACUUUCAGUGUCCCAGGGCGGUCUGGAGUUCCGAAAGGAGCUACUUUCCGCACACUUGUACGCUUCUGGUAUCCACCCAUGCUCAACGAGAGGUACAUCACCAAAUACCCCUUCCUGCUCAUUGUACAAAAGUCCCAUCCGCCGGGUGAACAAAAACCUCACAGCCUUCUUCAGGAUCUGGCCGUUCAGUUGGCGAGUGAACACGAGGUGGUCGUUGCCCGUGUGGAGGAUUGGAUGGGUGCGGCCAGGGAAGUAGUUACGACCAGCGACCCAAACGAAGAAAUGAAGCUCUACAAACACCUAUUGAGAGAUAGAAUCGACUUCCCUGCGGUUGUCCUAGUCCACGUCCUGAAAAUGACCAUGACCAAUGUGAAGUAUAAAGUUAGCAGUUAUAGUCUGGAAGUUACGUGGACUGGCGUGGAAGAUAUCUGCACAACAUCGACCUCCGUUCGGCUUUCCUUCCGAACGUCGACGGAUCCGCGACGGAUUCCGAGACGUCAAGCAAAUAAAGUUAAUGUUCCAGCUAUCAUAUCUACUUCUUCUCAGAUCAUCGAGCUUAAGCAACCCGGCUUUCUUUGUCUCGAAAUUAUCUGCCCUUUCGUGCCUGUGACUGAAAACAAGAUGGAUGGAUGUUUGUCCGAGUGGCUGAAAGUGGCACGAUUUGAGCAGGACCCCUUCCGCUACAACCCCUGCAAGAUUCAGGCUCCAGCAGUGUUGCAAAAAUAA